Molecule: messenger RNA, 2595 nt
Organism: Betta splendens (Siamese fighting fish)
Lineage: Eukaryota; Metazoa; Chordata; Actinopteri; Anabantiformes; Osphronemidae
Gene: foxl1
Product: forkhead box L1
Exons: 1
Coding region: 228-1334 (368 amino acids)
Biological process (GO): anatomical structure morphogenesis; regulation of transcription by RNA polymerase II; cell differentiation
Molecular function (GO): DNA-binding transcription factor activity, RNA polymerase II-specific; RNA polymerase II cis-regulatory region sequence-specific DNA binding
Source: RefSeq, a predicted model, not a curated record
CCGGCGCAAUGAAAUUUUAAUUAAUGUGGGUGGGCUGAGAACACCGCUGACUGUUUAUGAUGGACAAUUUAUUUCCCAGUGCAAAGUCAACACAACGCGGCAAACGUACAACAAUUAUUAACAUUUUUCUGGGGCCCUCAUGAGGCUGGAGACUCAGUCGGUGGAGGGACGGAGCUCUGGGAGCAGGCUCUGCGUUUCCCGGGACACGAGGCAACUUUCCUGGCGUCAUGGCUCUGUACCACGGCCGCCUGCCGCCCAUCGCGGUGCCGCCCUCCGCCCUGGGCCUGUCCGCACCGCUCAUCUACCUGUACGGCGGGGACGUCCUGCCCGCCGCCCUGAGCUUCGUCCCCGCGCGGCAGGAGCCCCCGCAGAAGCCGCCCUACAGCUACAUCGCGCUCAUCGCCAUGGCCAUCAAGAGCGCGCCCGAGCAGCGCGCGACCCUCAGCGGCAUCUACCAGUUCAUCAUGGACCGGUUCCCGUUCUAUCAUGACAACAAACAGGGCUGGCAGAACUCCAUCCGCCACAACCUCUCCCUGAACGACUGCUUCAUCAAAGUGCCGAGAGAGAAGGGGCGGCCCGGCAAAGGCAGCUACUGGACCCUGGACACCAAGUGUCUGGAUAUGUUCGAGAACGGCAACUAUCGCCGGAGGAAGAGGAAAGCGAAGACCCAGCAGGAGGCCCUCGACGCUAAAGCCGCUGGACACAAGCGCUGCAAGGGUCCGGGUCCCUGCAGACAGACUCACGGCUCCCUGAGACGUCACACCGGCUCGGAGAUAACGGAGGCGCCGGAGCGACUGAGCGCGGAGGAGACGGAGACGCAGCUGGACACCAAAUCGGUUCUGGUCGAAUUCAAUCACACAGAUCAGCCGCAGAACCCCCCAAUGCUUCGGCUCAGAGUGUCGCCUCGCCAGGACGCGCUGACGCCCACGGCGGGAAAGGACGACGCGCAGCCCGUGGCGGCUCCCGUCUGCGUGGACGAGCAUCUCCCGGGCGCAGCCGUGCGACGGGAGCCGGAGGAGAGGAGGUCGGCGUUCAGCGGCAGAGACGCGCGGUGCGCGGGGAGCACGCAUGCGCAGGACAGGCCCAAAGAAAACGUCCCCGGCAAAGACAAAACCAAAUGUUUCAGCAUCGAGAGCAUCUUAUCGAAAGGCGACGACGAAAUGCGCUCCGGCUUCCUGGGUUUGUCGGCGGGCACGUGCGCGGAGCUCCAGGGUCCAGCUGUGAGUCCAGCUGUGGUGCUGGCCGCUCGCUCGCACCACUUGUACCAGAUGAGUUUCCCCCUGUGCUCCUACCUGAGCCUCCCCAGCCCCGACAAGGCGCUGCAUCUGAAGUGAGCAGGACUUUAAAGCGUCUCAUCAGGACAUCUGUCAACGAAGCCGCUGACGCCAGUUCACAAACAGCUGCUGUGAAUUUAAAACCAAACUAUUGAAAUCUGUUACGUCGUCUUUAAUCAUAACGAUGGCGUCUUUGAAUGAAGUUUGACCUGUACAGUAAAAGGACAGAGAACGGUCAUGUGGCAACAACAGUUUCAUUUGGUCAUUUCUACUUUUAAUUGUGAGUCACAGACGUAGUUGAGUUGUGUUUUGUGUGGACAAACACAGCUCUGUCUGCUUCCACCGCCUUCAAAUGGACUGAACCCGUGAUCCAGGUAAAGAGCAGCAGCUCACUGACUCCAUUCACCUUGAGCUGAUUCCUAGACUGACUGAGUUACUGUUAAAGGAAUGAAUAUCUACUGUUUUGUAUUAAAUUGAAAUGUCUAUUUUUUCUCAGUAUGUUUUUAUUUGAAGUGAUCGGUUUCUAUUUUUUCUAAUAUUGACUUUGAUAGUUUCAUGCGUGAGCAUCAGAUGAAAUGACGCCUGAAGCUGUGUGUCACGCACUGCACAGUGUGAACACAGAACGCCUGCGUGACCCAGGAAUGUUUGUUAUGUUAUGAUUGUGUAAAUAAGAAACGAUGAAAACCACUAAAAGAAAAGAAAGUUUAAGAAAAGAAGCCACUUUUAGCUCCGCGAGCAACAUCAUGGUUGGUUUUAGUCAUCUGAGGAAGCACGUCACGCUCUGGAUGAGAAUGAUGUUUACUCCCACGUUCAUGCACAAACUGUACCUGCUGCCCUCAGUCUAUAAAUAAACCCAAACUCAACUCAAAUAAAAACAGACUUAAAUGUGCACAACAAUAAACCUGGGUUUGACUUGAAACAGCUUAGACUCGUGUGUGCGUGGACCUGGACACUGAGCUGUUACUGCAGAGUGACGCCAGCAAACCAGGAGGUUAUGAUGCAUGAGACAGAUUAAAGUCGCAGGUGAGAGAAAUAAUGACUAAAGAACUAAAUCAGAGCAGGACAAACAAAGAAAUACUGGACUAACUAACUCACUAUGAGACCCAAGGUGAUCCAGUCUGAGUCCAUUCUUCCUUUAAUGCAGCUUGAACGGCAUCAGUCACAGGAAAACAUCACUUCCUGUUUGGCUCCAGACGCCGCUGAGCAGACGCGUGUUCACAGGUAGGUGCUGAGGUAAAGGGUCACGACUGAGGCUGAGGCUGCUAGCAUUAGCUGCUAAUCAGCGGAGAUUUCACCUAAAACCUCCUCCAGACCCAAACAC